AUGGCCAAGAAAAGUAAGAAAGAUAAGGAAGCUAAGAAGGCGAGGGCAGAAUUAAAGAAUAAAAAAAAUCUAGAAAAGGCAGAGCUCAAGAAUAAGAAGAAGGUUAAGAAACUGGGUGAUGAUGAAGAUGAUGAUUUAGAUAUUGAUGAGGUUCUAGCGAAUUUUAAAAAAGAGCAGGAAAAGUUUGAAGAGAUUGUCAUUGAAAGAGUUAAUAGGCCAAGCAAACGUAUUAAUCCUUGUAUUAUAGCCAACCCAUUGCAUGGCAAAAGAGAGCUGCUUAUGUUUGGGGGUGAAAACACAAAUUCCAGUACAUCAGUGACCAACUUCUACAAUGAUCUUCAUGUCUACUCACUAGAUAGUGAUCAGUGGAGAAGAAUCACCUCUCAAAACUCACCUAUGCCGCGUUCAUCGGCCGCUAUUGCAGGGCAUUCAAGUGGUAUUGUUUUAAUUCAUGGUGGUGAGUUUUCAUCACCGAAGCAGAAUACCUUUUAUCACUAUUCGGACACAUGGCUAUUAGAUUGUAGCACAAAGGAAUGGACUAAAAUCGAGCAGAAAAAUGGCCCUAGUGCUCGGUCUGGUCACAGAAUUACUGUGUGGAAAAACUUCUUCAUUUUACAUGGUGGUUUUAGAGAUUUGGGUACCUCAACCACAUACCUCAACGACUGUUGGUUAUUUGACAUCACUACUUAUAAAUGGAAACAAGUCGAAUUUCCAUCAAAUCAUCAAGUACCCGAUGCGCGGUCAGGACACUCUUUCAUUCCUACACAAGAAGGGGCAAUUUUGUGGGGAGGAUACUGUAAGGUAAAAGCUGGAAAGGGUUUGCAAAAGGGUAGGAUUUUAACUGACUGCUGGUAUCUGAAAAUGAAGGCCGACCCUAAUUCAAUUAGAUGGGAACGUAGGAAGAAACAAGGGUUUCAACCUUCCCCGAGGGUUGGUUGCUCAAUGGUCCAUCAUAAGGGGCGUGGUAUAUUGUUUGGUGGUGUGUUCGACUUCGAGGAAACAGAAGAAAGUUUGGAAUCCAUAUUUUACAAUGAUCUUUAUUCUUAUCAAGUGGAGACAAAUAGAUGGUUUUCUAUUCAGCUUAGACCUCAAAGGCAUAAAAAGAUUCAGAUGUCAAAAAGUAAUCGGGAUAAAGAUAAAGAGCUUGAGAAUAUAUUAAAUGAUAUACUGUCGAAAGCCAACCUCACAGAUGAUAAUGAUGAGGACACUAAGUUUAUAGGGGAGGAAUUGGAUAAAAUGGAUCUGGAAGAUAAUUCAGACAAUCAAAGCGUGGACAAAACUCAGGAAUAUCCACUAAUAGCACAAUUACCACAUCCGAGAUUUAAUGCUGCUGUCGCUGUUGUUGAUGAUACGCUCUUUAUCUUUGGAGGUGUCUGGGAACUAGGAGAGAAAGACUACUCGAUUAAUUCGUUCUACAGUAUUGAUUUGAAUAAAGCAGAUGGGGUGAAGGUUUAUUGGGAAGACCUUGAAGAUAUUGAUAAGGCAAAAGAGAUCGGAGCAGUGGAUGAUGAAGACGACAUGGACGAUGAAGAAGAUGACGAUGACGAUGAUGAAGAAGAUGAUUCCGAAAAUGAGGCCGGUGAAGCUAUUCUAUUAGAAGAGGAGAGCAUGGAAGAAGAAGCUUCAGACCAUGAACCCGAUGAGGAAGGACCCGAAAUCCCAGAUCCCACUCCAUGGCUUCCUCAUCCCAAACCUUUUGAAUCUCUUCGCGCUUUCUACAUUCGAACGGGUGCCGAUUUCCUGCAGUGGGCAAUCUCAAAUAACAGAGAUGCGCGAGGAAAACACCUUAAAAAGAAAUCGUUCGAUCUUUGUCAAGACCGGUGGUGGGAAAGGCGUGAACAGCUACGUCUCGAGGAAGAUAAACUUGAAGAACUCGGUGGAAUUGGAGAGGUUAUUCAAAAAGAUACUUCAAAGACUACCAAAAGAAGAUAA
Lachancea fermentati is the source of this 1932-nucleotide messenger RNA. Lineage: Eukaryota; Fungi; Ascomycota; Saccharomycetes; Saccharomycetales; Saccharomycetaceae. The record is from the annotation of a GenBank genome assembly.